UCAAAUUUAUUGCGCAAAAGAGCGCAUUCCCAAAACGAAAUUGUGCACUCGAGAUUGCCAAAACCUGUCUGGAUUAUACUAGGUCUACGUCACUUUAAACGUAUCAGAAUGUCAACGACAGAUCUCAACCAACUUGACACCCUUUUUUGAUGAUAAAUGUUUAAAACGUGUGCUGGUUGUCUUAUGUGUUUGUGGGCCUAUUUGUAAUAGUGAAGGUCUUCAUAUGUCGAUUGGAAUAUCAUUCGCGAAUGUCACUUUCCCCUGUUCACUAUAGCAUAGGUCACUGACUAGUGUCACCAACCGCAAGACUCCAAAAGACCUGCAGACCGGUCGAGAUUUUUAUAUAUUGUAAAAAUGAACCUUAUUGGGAGCUACCAGCAUCAUCAUCUGAUGCACGAGACGUUUCCAUUCGUCCAGAGGUGUCAUCAAGAUUAUCCCUACUUCCAAAACUGGGUGGUGAACCAUGGCGAAGUCAACUCUGACUUCCAGAUCCAGAUGCCUUACUCCACGGAGUUCGGGGCUCCGGGUCCGGCGCAAGAAAGCCAGCUGGACGCUCUCUCCGCGUGCAUGGGGAAGAGGAGAGCAAUAGGGCCGAAGAAGGAGCGGAGAAGAACGGAGAGCAUCAACACCGCGUUCACCGAACUGAGAGAAUGUAUACCAAAUGUACCGGUAGAUACGAAACUGUCCAAAAUUAAAACGUUACGACUAGCAACAAGUUACAUUUCCUACCUAAUGGACGUGCUGGCUAAAGACACUGGGGAGACGGAGGGAUUCAAGGCCGAAAUCAAGAAAUAUGAUAGAGAUUUGAAACGGAAACGGGAAACGAACGAUGGCCUGCAAGAGUCAUUAGGAAACGAGAAAAAGUUCAAAGGACGGACAGGUUGGCCUCAGCAAGUCUGGGCUUUGGAACUGAACCAGUGAAUGUUUUGACCUCUGAACAUGCAACCCACUCAAAGACUCCGUAUUCAAGCACGUCGCUGCAAGGAAUACAACCACUUAUACUCAUCUACUGUAUAUACGUGCAAUGUUUAAAUUCAAACAAGGUGGACUUGUUAAAUAAAAUGCAAUAUUAUGCAAAUAUUUCAACAACUGCC
This is a messenger RNA of Oncorhynchus keta (chum salmon), 1094 nucleotides long. Its product is annotated as heart- and neural crest derivatives-expressed protein 1-like. The record is from RefSeq and is a predicted model, not a curated record. Gene Ontology annotation, biological process: regulation of transcription by RNA polymerase II; heart development. The coding region runs from base 355 to 921 and encodes 188 amino acids. Gene Ontology annotation, molecular function: protein dimerization activity; RNA polymerase II transcription regulatory region sequence-specific DNA binding; DNA-binding transcription factor activity, RNA polymerase II-specific. The transcript is spliced from 2 exons. NCBI's taxonomy places the organism in Eukaryota, Metazoa, Chordata, Actinopteri, Salmoniformes, Salmonidae.